AUGUCGUUGAGGAAAUGCUGUCGGACCAGUAACAGGAAGAGCCUGAUUGUGACGUCCAGUACCUCUCCGACACUACCCAGACCACACUCACCACUACAUGGACACCCAGGGAGCAGCCCUCUGGACAGCCCCAGAAACUUCUCCCCAAACACGGCAGCACASUUCUCCUUCGUUCCAGCGCGCAGGACGGAUGGCAGACGCUGGUCUCUGGCCUCACUUCCCUCCUCUGGAUAUGGCACUAACACACCCAGCUCCACUGUCUCACAGGACAGAAGCAGACAGUCAGAGUCUCUGGGUGUCCUGUCCUACCUGAGGCUGCGUGAGCGGGGGCGCAUGGGCGAGUGUCGUUCAUCCUCGUCUGUGAUGCUCUCGGAGCUGAAGUGCUUGGUGAGGAAGUGCAGCUCGUCCGCCGUGGGCUGGAAAGGCAGCUGCCCUGGUCGCUCACCCAUCUCUGUGUGUCUGUGUGCUUUCAGCCCUGGUCGCUCACCCAUCUCUUUUGACCAUGAGGUCGUCAUGAUGAACCAUGUCUACAAGGAGCGCUUUCCCAAGGCCACGGCUCAAAUGGAGGACCGUCUGGCUGACUUCCUGUCGUCCUCGGCCCCUGACAAGGUGAUGCCCCUGGCCGACGGGGUCCUCAGCUUCAUCCAUCACCAGGUCAUAGAGCUGUCCAGAGACUGCCUGGUUAAAAGCCGAGAGGGCUGCAUCACGUCACGCUACUUUUACGAACUGCAGGAGAACCUGGAGAAACUACUGCAAGAUGCUCACGAGCGCUCGGAGAGUGUGGAGGUUACCUUCGUCACCCAGCUGGUUAGGAAGCUGAUGAUCGUCAUCGCUCGCCCUGCACGCCUGUUAGAAUGUCUGAGGCUCUCUCAGUUCCACCCCACCCAGUCUACCCUCCACCCGUCUACCCCUCACAGUCUACCCUCCUCCACCCAGUACCCUCUACCCCACAGUACCCUCACCCGUCCUACCCCCCCCCGGUCUACUCCCACACCACCAGUCUACCCACUCACACCAGCUACCUCACCCCACGUCUACCUCUCCACCACCCCAGUCUACCCCUCUCACCCAUCCUCCCGUCUACCCCAUCUACCCUCCACCACCCAGUCUUACCCCCUACCCAGUCUACCCCCUCCACCCAGUCUACCCCACUCCACCCCAGUCUACCCCACCGUACCCACCCACCCAGUCUAUCCCCUCACCCCAGUCUACCCUCCCUCCAGCCCAGUCUACCCUCCCACCCAGUCUACCUCCACCACCCCAGUCUACCCCCAUCCACCCAUCUACCCCUCUACCCAUCCUAGCCCCUCCACCCAGUCUACCCCACUCUACACCCACUCUACCCUCCACCACCAUCUACCCUCCUCCACCCUAGUCUACCCUCCACCACCCCAGUCUAACCACUCCUCCACCCCAGUCACCCUCACACCAAUCUACUCCCCCCCCCAUCUACCCUCUCUACACCCCAGUGGUGACUGUGCCACCCUGCUGAAGAACAUCGGAGCUCUGCCCGUGGACAUGGCACGCAUGUACUUCGCUGAGACCGUACUGGCACUGGAGUACCUCCACAACUACGGCAUCGUACACAGAGACCUGAAACCUGACAAUCUUCUGAUCACGUCGAUGGGCCACAUCAAGCUGACGGACUUUGGGCUGUCUAAGAUCGGUCUGAUGAGCCUCACCACCAACCUGUAUGAAGGACACAUAGAGAAAGAUACCAGGGAGUUCCUGGAUAAACAGGUGUGUGGUACACCAGAGUACAUCGCCCCAGAGGUGAUCCUCAGACAGGGCUAUGGGAAGCCAGUAGACUGGUGGGCCAUGGGGGUCAUCCUCUACGAGUUCCUGGUGGGYUGUGCCCCUUUCUUUGGAGACACACCUGAGGAGCUCUUUGGACAGGUCAUCAGUGAUGAGAUCAUAUGGCCAGAGGAGGAGGAGGCUCUUCCUAACGAUGCACAGGACCUCAUCUCUAAACUCCUCAGACAGAACCCUCUGGAGAGGCUGGGCACAGGUAUGGCAUUUGAGGUGAAGCAGCAUCGGUUCUUCUAUAAUCUGGACUGGAACAGUCUGCUGAGACAGAAGGCAGAGUUCAUCCCUCAGCUAGAGUCAGAGGACGACACCAGCUACUUUGACACCCGUUCAGACAGGUACCACCACUUGGACUCUGAAGAUGAAGAUGACACCAAUGAUGACGAACACGUAGAGAUACGUCAGUUCUCCUCCUGCUCGCCCCGCUUCAGCAAGGUGUACAGCAGUAUGGAGCGUCUAUCCCUCCAUGAGGAGAAGAGGACCCCCCCGCCCACCAAGCGCAGCCUCAGCGAGGAGGGAGGAGAACGCAUUGACAGCCUCAGUAGUCUCAAGUCCAGAGACCGCGCCUGGCUGGUGGGGUCACCUGAGAUCCUGCGUAAGCGUCUGUCUGUCUCAGAGUCGUCCCACACCGAGAGCGACUCCAGCCCUCCCCUGACGGUGCGAAGACGCUGCUGCUCUGCCAUCAUCGAGAUGCCGCGCUUCGCCAUCUCCUCAGAGGAGGAAGCAGGGGUGGCCCCCAGCCAUAGGAGCUCCAGCYUGCUCAGCCAGACCCCCGGUGGAGUCAGGGGCCCCCGCAGYGAGGACCUGCCCCUCUCCAUCCCUGAGCUCCCCGUGGAGAGAGAGCUGAAACUGGACGAGUCCCCCACAACACCAGACUCUACAGCCAGCCAGCUCAGCAAAGCCACACUCACACCGGGCAGUUCAGGAGAUGUGUGGGAGCGUGGUUCAGGGGCAGACAGCUCUCCCUCUACCCCUAAGGCCAUCAGUGACCUGGCAGCUAGGAGGGCCCGUCACAGACUGUUGUCUGGAGACGCAGACAAACACGCCCAGUCCAGACCACUCAACAAGGUCAUCAAGUCAGCCUCCGCUACCACUCUCUCACUCAUGAUUCCUGCUGCUCGUCAGGAGGACCGGUCCACACCUGACUCUACACACUCUGUAGGGGGUAACUCGUCUCAGAGCAGCUCUCCCAGCUCCAGUGUUCCUAACUCCCCAGCCAGCUCCGGUCACAUCAGGCCCAGCUCCCUCCACGGCCUGGCCCCCAAGCUCCAGCGCCAAUAUCGCUCCCCUCGCCGCAAGUCAGCCGGCAACAUCCCUCUAUCCCCCCUGGCCCGCACCCCUUCCCCAACCCCACAGAGCACCUCCCCCCAGCGCUCUCCCUCCCCCCUGUCCAGCCACGGACUAGGCUCCACCUCUAUGGGCCAGACCUUUCCCGUCAAGCUCCACUCUUCCCCCCCUCUGGUCAGACAGAUCUCCAGGCCCAAGAGCGCUGAACACCCCCGCUCCCCACUGCUCAAGCGAGUCCAGUCUGCUGAGAAGCUAGCCUCCUCCCUCUCCUCCUCGUCGUCCUCCCCCUCUCCAUCAGGCGCCGGAGGCGACAAGAAGCUGCCUGUAACAGUGACAGGGCGUAAACACAGCCUGGACAUCUCCCACCAGGAGUUUAAGAAGGAGAUGCUUCAGAGAGACCCCAGUCUGCAGAGCCUCCAGGAAUCAGCUGGGGAGAGAGAGAGCCUGCUGCUGGGUGUGGGGCCUGGGAUAGGGGGCCGUGGGGGUCCCGUGGAGAAGGGCAGCCUGCAAAAACCCUCCUCCAGCAGGAAGCUAGGACGUCAGGAGGGGGACGGAGGGUCGACUGCCGGGUCCCUGGGGCUGGCCCCCGGGAAGAGCAAACUGAAGGACAAGCUGUCAGCCAUCAGACAGGACCGGGCUGAGAGGAGGGAGUCACUACAGAAGCAGGAUGCUAUCCACGAGGUGGACUCAUCAGAGGACGAGACAGACGAGGGGUCGGAGGACAGUCAGGACGGGAGGGGCAGGAACACCUGCACCUUUACCCCCCCACUGCUCCGCCCCACCUCCGUCAUGCCCACCGCCCCCCGUACGGGACCCGGGGGCACCCUCCCCUCCCUCUGUCUGUCCCCCUCCUCCACCCUGCUGCCAAGCAGAGCUACCAUACCCUCCACACUCCACGAACACAAGCCCACUCAGAGUGGUCCUUCGCUGGGAGGGAAAGACGGCGGCUCAGCCUCCUCGGAUGACUGUAGGCGGAGAGAUGGGAAGACUCCAGACCCCAGCAGCAAGUUCACCCAGAGCCCCCUGUCCAGCACCUUCGCCACCCUCGGCAGUGCUUUCAUCUCCGUCAGCAAGGACACCUUCCUGAAGCCUGCUGCUUCAUCUCCACAUCAGGACUGGAGGAGCCCCAAGUUGCUUGAGCCCAGGGGGAAGAGCAGUAGUUUAUGGAGCGAGGAGAGAGACUCUGGCCUGGAGGCCCCCAGAUCCAGCCCCACUGGAUCCAUAGAUGGCAGAUACAUAGCCCACACACCCAUCUCCUCCCCAGGCAUCACCAAGGAGAAGAAGGAGGCUGACAACCGGAGACAUGCUGCCGCUGCUGCCGCUGCUGCAGCCUACGCCACCCCGGCCUACGCCACCCCGGCCUACGCCACCCCGGCCUACGCCACCCCCAGCCCCCCAGCCUCUCCAGCCCCAGUGUCAAGGUCAGAUAGUGGGGUGGACAAGGUGGUGUCACAUCUAGCCAAUGUAGCUCAUAGCGUCCUGGGGCCCGUCAAACUAACCAUCCCCGGGGCCAAGGAGGCCUUUGAGAGAGCCAAAGACCAGAAUCAGAGACCCUCUGACCCACCUCACCCCAAGGCCAUACCUGACUCCCCCCUCACCAUCACCACCACUCCCCUCUCCCCCUCCACCUUCAGACACCCUGCCCCUCAGCCCCCGCCCCGCCUGUCCUCCCAGUCUCCUCCCAGGCAGCCCUCCUCCAAAACUGAGCCAGCCCCCCCUCCCCCUCCACAGAGGAGGCCUUCCCCUCCUAAAGACUGUACCCUGGCCCAGGGCACCCAGGACCCCAUGGAGAGGCCGGUGGUGGUGUUACGAGGCAGCGGGGAGACUGCACCAAGGAAGGCGCCCACCACCACACCCAACCAGACACCUACUGCAGCCUCAGAGCAACGCAAUAGGCCAGAACUCCUGGCCUCACAGAGACCGAGCCCAGCCUCCGCAGCCUCCACCCCGCAGGAUAAMACCAGCAGCAAGAAGACGUAGCAGAUAAGACACCCAUGACAAUAGAGACUGCUUGAUGGAGAUUUGAAUCUUUAUCCACAGACAACUGCAUGUUUGGAAGAAAACAACAUUCUAAACUGUUUGCAACUCACUAAUCAUUAUCUGAGAGUAUAGCCAUCUGAUAGAUGGAGGGAGAGAGGGAGAGAGAGAGAGAUGGAGAGAGAGGGAGAGAGAGAGAUGGAGGGGGAGAGAGAGAGAUGGAGGGAGGGAGGGAGAGAGAGGGAGGAAGGGAGAGAGGUGAUAGUUUGGGCACUGACUAUGUAUUCCUGUAUUCCAGAGACAUCCAGAUUGGCUGUAGAUCUCUUGUUGUUCUUAUACUCAGUUUUUUGACGUUGAUUCGUGUUCCUGUGAAGUCGGUCUGCGUUUGUUUCUCUCUCUGCAAAGAAACAUGGGGGCUAGAAAUAAACAGUGUGAGUUCACUGAUCCACACGCACUGAGGAAAGGAUUAACAAACACACACAAACACUCUAAUGCUCUUUUCUUAGUAUACUGCCUCGUUAGCUUUCACCUUGGAAGUUCCAGUCGUCUGACAUGUGACUUUUAUCAAGCCAAUAGAUCAGGUUGUGCCUUGUAAACAAUACAGCCACCACUGCACCCCUCCUGCAUGUCUCCAGCCGUCCGUGACUGAACAGGGUGUAACUCAGCAAUAAAAGUAGCGUAUGCUUAGCAAUCAGUAUAAAUACAUUACAGUCUGUUAAUGAAACAAUGUGCAUCACCCACCUUUAACUCACUCAGCAGCCUCAGGCAAAUGGCAUUGUGUGUUAUUAUUCCCUCAUGGUCUAACGCUGCACUCUGUAUCUUUAACUGUUUAAUAGUGCAGACUAGCUAGAGAAAACCCUCUGGUCUCUAUAUAACACUCUAUUCAUGUUGUGGCUGUCAGAAUGGCUAUUCAAGCAGUGUUUGUAUUUGAAUCACAGAGCGUUCCAUGAAAAUCUCUUUCCCUAUCCGCUCCACCGGCUAUUUGUGUGCUUGUCAGUGUAGCUAGCGUAUAGAAGCUAACCCUUCCAUGGCUCUACCUGGACCGGUCAGUGUAGCUAGCGUAUAGAAGCUAACCCUUCCA
This is a messenger RNA of Salvelinus sp. IW2-2015, 6151 nucleotides long. The record is from RefSeq and is a predicted model, not a curated record. NCBI's taxonomy places the organism in Eukaryota, Metazoa, Chordata, Actinopteri, Salmoniformes, Salmonidae.